Molecule: messenger RNA, 1281 nt
Organism: Erythranthe guttata (spotted monkey flower)
Lineage: Eukaryota; Viridiplantae; Streptophyta; Magnoliopsida; Lamiales; Phrymaceae
Source: RefSeq, a predicted model, not a curated record
AUGAAAGUUAAGGUUGUUAGCAGGAAGUUAAUAAAACCAUGUACCCCAACUCCUCCAAACCUUAACAAGUACAAGUUGUCUUUCGUAGACGAGCGCGUCCCGCCGAUAAACGUGGGCGUCGUUCUGUUUUACCCAACGUCGUCAAAUAUUCGAAAACAUCGCUUGGAGGAAUCGUUGGCUAAAAUCUUACCCGAAUUCUACAUUCUUGCCGGAAGAUACGUCAAGAAUGACUACGUCGUCGAUUGCGGUGAUCACGGUGUUGAGUUCAUAGAAGCAGAAGCCGUCGAAGUGGAGUUGGUCGAUUUAUUGGAAAUCAAAGAAGUACUAAAUGAUCUCCUUCCGAGCAAAUUCUACCUAACCGACGAAUCUUCGGAAGAUCCGCUUUUAUCGAUCCAGGUCACGGAGUUGAAGCCGUGUGGCGGGCUUGUAAUAAGCGUCAGCGUUUGUCACAGAAUUUUCGAUGCAUCUUCUCUCGGGACAUUCGUCGCCGCGUGGUCAAAUGCCACAAACGAUAACAAUCAUCCGAUCGGGAUUCGCCCGAGUUUCGAGUCGCCAUCGUUGUUUCCCGGGACGAAUCCGGACCAGGAUUCGUCGCCCGUUAGGACAACCUAUGAUCCUAAUAUUGUCGUCAAGAGAUUUUCGUUCGACAAGGAUGCGAUCGCAAUCCUUAGAUCGAAAUUGUCACAAGGGACAAAACAAAGCACGAGAAUUCCAGAGUGCGUCUGGGCGAAACACGGAGGAGAAUCGAGAUCUUGCCUCAUGUCGCAAGCGGUGAACAUGCGUUCGAGAACAAUCCCGCCUCUCCAAAAGCACUCUUGUGGGAAUUUGAUAUUAUUAUCACCCACGCCGUGCUUUAUUUCUCCGGCCGAAACAACAAAUAAUAAUAAUAACAAUAACGUCGUAAUUGGGAUCGAACGACAACUCGUUGAUAUUCUCGGUGAUGCUCUCGAAAAAACCAUAGCUGAUUGUGCCGAAAUGUUUUCUCCGGGUCGUUGGCGAAGUGUAAUGAUGGGUCCCGUGGAAGAUAUGUACGGGAAACUAAUGAGUGGGGAGGUUAGUUAUUCAAUCAUGUUUAGCGAUUGGAGUAAGUUUGGAUUCUACAAAGCCGAUUUCGGGUGGGGGAAGCCCGUCGGCGCCCGAAUCGGGACAAUGACUCUUGAAAACAGCGUAAUACUAUUGGAUAACAAAGAGGGUGACGGGAUUGAUGCGUGGGUGCAGUUGAGUCGCGACGACAUGCCUCUCUUCGAACAAGACCACGGCAUCAAGUUAUAUACAACAUAA